This is a messenger RNA of Rhinichthys klamathensis goyatoka, 4563 nucleotides long. Its product is annotated as neuroblast differentiation-associated protein AHNAK. The transcript has 5 exons. Bases 145 to 4563 code for a protein of 1472 amino acids. Gene Ontology annotation, biological process: regulation of RNA splicing. Gene Ontology annotation, cellular component: nucleus; cytoplasm. The record is from RefSeq and is a predicted model, not a curated record. Lineage: Eukaryota; Metazoa; Chordata; Actinopteri; Cypriniformes; Leuciscidae.
AACCCCAUGACAGUGAGGAUGACAGUCAUAUUCACCUGGAGUGUAGAGGUGUCAACAUUAGCCGCUACAGAUACAUGAACGACUUUGGAUCUCCUGAAAACUGGUUUUCAUGACAUGUCCAGUUGUAUUUAAAGGAGUGAAGACAUGAUGAAUGGAGAAACAAAGAGUGUAACUCUGGAGGGCACAGAGAAAGGAGGGGCCAUCGUCACAGGAAUCACAAAUCCAGCAAUUAACCUGCAGAAAGGACAUCAGCUUGUUUCUGCAACAAUUCAUCUGGACCACCUUAGUAAAGAUGAUGUGCUAAAACUGAUCAAAAUCAUUGAGCCCUAUGACAACAACCUUGAACUUAAGACAACAAAAGACCUAAAAGCAGGAGUGUCCCCUGGUAAUCUCCAAUUGAACAGUGAGGCAGGAUUUCAAGCACCAGGUGUUCAGGUUAAUGGACUGAAUGGACAGAUAAAUGCCCCAAGCCUCAAGGGUGGCAUCUCAACCCCAACAGUAAAUGCAGAAAUGCCACAGAUUGAGCUAAAGAAUGCCACACCAAACUUCAGCCGCCCAGGGUUCAAAAUGCCAACUUUUGGCAUGUCUGCACCAAAUCUCGAAGGAGCAGGUCUGGAUGGCAGAUUAGAAGCACCUGAUGUCAGUGUCUCCACCCCUAGUCUAAACACUCCGGAUGUUUCUAUUAAUGUGGAUAAACCUGAAUUGAAGACCAAAACGUCCAGGUUCAAAAAGCCCAACUUCAAUCUACAUGCUAAAAAACCAAAGGUUGAUGGUGAUGUGAAUUUAACCACCCCAGACAUAAACACUGACCUAAAAACCCCUAAGCUAAGUCUGUCAGGCCCAAAGAUUAAUGGAGAAAUGAACACCCCUGAAGUAGACAUGACCUUGGCAAAAACUGAGCUCAGUGGUCCAAACCUUGACAUCGAAACACCAAAAGUAAAUAUUGAACCUCCAUCUGGCAAGUUUAAAUUUCCCAAAUUAAAGAAAGCAAAAACUACAAAAGUAAAAGUACCAGAGGCAAGUGUUGAUGCAAAUCUAAAUACACCAAAUCUUGCGCUUUCUGCCCCAAAAUUAAAUGCAGAUGUCAGUGCACCAAAUGUGGACGUUGAUCUACCAAGAGCCAAUCUUGAAGCUCCAGACUUUGAUAUAAGUGCUCCCUCUGGCAAAAUAAAGUUUCCAAUAUUUAAGAAACCCACAUUUGGGCAAAAAGUUAAAGCACCACAGUUUGGCUUAGAUGCCAAUGUAUCAAAACCUAAUUUGAGUCUCUCAGCACCAAAGAUAGAUACAAACACAGAUGUUAAUGUAAAACCACCUGAUAUAGAUGUUAAAGCUCCAUCUGGAAAGCACAAGUUCUCAACUCUUAAAAUGCCAAAGCUAAACUUACAUAAAUCAAAGUUGAAAACUCCAGAUCUAAAUGCAGGGAUACAAGCAUCAGACUUGAACAUGUCGGCUCCUAGGGUAGAUAUGAAUCUGCCAAAAGCUGAACUGGAAGGACCGAAUCUAGAUGUCAAGGCACCAAACCUCAACCUCUCUGCACCGGAUCUAGACAUUAAAACUCCAGCUGUUGAUGUGCAGGCACCAGAUAUUGACAUAGAAGCUCCAUCUGGAAAGCUUAAGAUGCCGCAUGUUAAACUGCCUAAAAUAAAUCUAUCUGGGCAAAAAAAUAAAGGUCCAGAUGUGGACCUCAAUGCACAGGGAGAUCUCCAAGCACCAAACCUCAACCUCUCUGCACCGGAUCUAGACAUUAAAACUCCAGCUGUUGAUGUGCAGGCACCAGAUAUUGACAUAGAAGCUCCAUCUGGAAAGCUAAAGAAGUCACAUUUUAAAAUGCCUAAAAUAAACCUAUCUGGGCCAAAAAUGAAAGGUCCAGAUGUAGACCUCAAUGCACAGGGAGAUCUCCAAGCACCAAACCUCAACCUCUCUGCACCGGAUCUAGACAUUAAAACUCCAGCUGUUGAUGUGCAGGCACCAGAUAUUGACAUAGAAGCUCCAUCUGGAAAGCUAAAGAAGUCACAUUUUAAAAUGCCUAAAAUAAAGCUAUCUGGGCCAAAAAUGAAAGGUCCAGAUGUAGACCUCAAUGCACAGGGAGAUCUCCAAGCACCAAACCUCAACCUCUCUGCACCGGAUCUAGACAUUAAAACUCCAGCUGUUGAUGUGCAGGCACCAGAUAUUGACAUUGAAGCUCCAUCUGGAAAGUUAAAGAAGCCACAUUUUAAAAUGCCUAAAAUAAACCUAUCUGGGCCAAAAAUGAAAGGUCCAGAUGUAGACCUCAAUGCACAGGGAGAUCUCCAAGCACCAAACCUCAACCUCUCUGCACCGGAUCUAGACAUUAAAACUCCAGCUGUUGAUGUGCAGGCACCAGAUAUUGACAUAGAAGCUCCAUCUGGAAAGCUUAAGAUGCCGCAUGCUAAACUGCCUAAAAUAAAUCUAUCUGGGCCAAAAAUGAAAGGUCCAGAUGUAGACCUCAAUGCACCGGGAGAUCUCCAAGCACCAAACCUCAACCUCUCUGCACCGGAUCUAGACAUUAAAACUCCAGCUGUUGAUGUGCAGGCACCAGAUAUUGACAUUGAAGCUCCAUCUGGAAAGCUAAAGAAGCCACAUUUUAAAAUGCCUAAAAUAAACCUAUCUGGGCCAAAAAUUAAAGGUCCAGAUGUAGACCUCAAUGCACAGGGAGAUCUCCAAGCACCGGACCUAGACCUGAAAGCUCCAGAGCUCAGUCUUUCAGCACCCAAAGUGGAGGGCAAAUUUAGUGCUCCAGAUGUGGAUCUGAACUUGCCAGAUGCUAAUAUCAAAAGUCCAAAUGUAGAUCUCAAAGCCCCGGACAUUGACUUAAAUGCUCCUAAAAUAGACAUUGAUGCCCCCUCUGGCAAAAUCAAGCUACCUCACUUGAAGUUUCCCAAGUUUGGCAUUUCUGGUAAAACACCAAAAUUAGAUGCACCUGAUGUAGAUGUGAACAUCCCAACAGCAGAAGUCAAAGGGCCUAAUGUAGAUGUUAAAACACCUGAUCUUAGUCUUUCCACACCUAAAGUUGAAGGUGACAUUGCUGCUCCCUCUUUAGACUUUGGUUUGCCAAAAGCCAACUUAAAAGCUCCAACUGUGAACAUUGGGGGAAAUCUAAAGUCACCAAAUCUUCCCACUCCACAUGUAGACAUAAACUUGCCAAAAGCAGAGCUUGAAGGACCCGAUGCGAACCUAAAAGUCCCAGACGUUGACAUUAAUGCUACAUCUGGAAAAUUUAGGAUGCCACAUUUCAAUUUGCCAAAACUGAAUCUGUCUGAGCCAAAAGUAAAAGGGCCUGAGCUGGAUGCUAACGCAGAUCUAGAUCUCUCGGUUCCCAAACUUGAAGGAAAAUUAAAUGCACUUGGUGCUGACCUAAAUCUUUCCAAAGCUGAGAUCAGUGUGCCUGAUGUAAAUGCAACUUUACCAAAAGCUGAAGUCAGUGUUCCCAGUGUAGAUGUCAAUUCCCCAGACUUAAAGGCUCCAUCUGGAAAGCUGAUUACAAUUAAGAAACCAAAAGUUGACAUUUCUGGUCCUGAAGUGAAGAGUCCUGGGAUUGACUUAAAUGCAGAAGCUCCUGAUCUCAGCCUCUCAUCUCCAACAGUUGAUACAGAUGUCAAAGUCCCAGAUGCUGAUAUAAAGCUUCCCACUGCAGAUGUUGACAUCAAUACUCCCGAAGGAAAACUGAAGCUCCCAAAAAUCAAAAAGUUGAACUUGUCUGGUCCAAAAGUUAAGUCCCCCGAUGUUGACAUUGCUGCUGAUCUAAGAGGGCCAGAUCUAAACCUAUCUGCACCUGGGAUUGGUACUCCUGAUGUUGACAUGAGCCUACCCAAUGCUGGGGUUGAUGUAGAUGUUCCCACAGCAGACAUUGACUUCACUGCUCCAAAAGGAAAGCUGAAAUUCCCAACAUUCAAAAAGUUGAACCUGUCUAGCCCAAAAGUCAAAUCUCCUGAUGUUGACAUUGAUGCUGAUGUAAGUGGACCAGAUCUAAAGCUAUCUGCACCUGAGGUUUGCAGUCCUGGUGUUGACUUGAGUCUACCAAAUGCUGGGGUUGAUGUAGAUGUCCCAGGCAUCAAUGCUGAAGCUGAGGGCUCCAAACGUGGGAUAAAAUGGCCCUUCAAAUGGCACAAAUCAAAGAAUGAGGAUAUAAAUAUACCUAUCUUCAAGACUCACAGCUUGCCAGACAGCAACAUUGACAAUAUCUUGAAAGAACUCAGUAGAGCAGUUGACUACAAUACUGACCCUGCGGAAACCAUUACUGAUGAGGCUGCCUCGGUCUCAGUCAAGACAAAUCUGAAAGCUUCAUCUCCAUCUGUUGGGGUCAAUGAACAGACAGUAGCUGUAGAUAUCCUGGAAAGGCUGAGGUUGUCUAAUGCACGUACCUCAAGCCCAGAUUUCAGCAUAUCCCCAGAACCAAGCAGCCCUACAAAAGUGAAUAGAGGAACAUUUAAAGUCACAAAGCCUGAUGCUGAUAAGGACUAUCCAGUAGUUGAUACUACUAGCAAGGAAGAUGAUGCCAAGAUGACCUUCAGCUUGAACAACAUGCUUGGUUUGUUAUCAAAUUAA